Molecule: messenger RNA, 357 nt
Organism: Ilex paraguariensis (yerba mate)
Lineage: Eukaryota; Viridiplantae; Streptophyta; Magnoliopsida; Aquifoliales; Aquifoliaceae
Source: the annotation of a GenBank genome assembly
AUGAUGGAUUCCCUCCCAACUAAAAGUGAUGCCAUUGGUCAUAUUGAUGGUCAACCCACUAGUAAAGUGGUUGACGUAUUUGGAACACAAGAGAACAUUAUUGUGAUGGAUUCGAAAACUAUCAAAAGUGGUAAUGUUGCCAAAAGUGAUGAUCAAUACUCCAAUUUGCCUCUUUAUAAUAACAAUUUGGCCUUAUUAUUGGGAGUCACUCAAAGAGGUCAUGAAAACCAAUCAUAUGGGGUGGAAAACUAUUUCAUGGAUAUUGUUGCUGACUUUGAUGAAUGCUUUUGGAUGGGCUUUUCUAGAAGUGAGGUAUCAAUGAAGGGGUUUUGUUUGAAUGGUCUGAUUGCAGAAUAA